Messenger RNA from Adineta ricciae, 1359 nucleotides. The record is from the annotation of a GenBank genome assembly. NCBI's taxonomy places the organism in Eukaryota, Metazoa, Rotifera, Eurotatoria, Adinetida, Adinetidae.
AUGAGCAGCAACGAUGAACAUGCCGAGUCGGAAGAACAUGACGAAGAGGAAGAUGAAGACGAACAACAACAUGAAGUUGAUGAUAACGAAGCGGGAUCAGAAGUAGAACAAGAAGAAGAAGACAACAAUCAAAGUCCAGCCCAACAAGAAGAGGAGGAAGAAGAAGAAACAGAUAUUAGAGAUGCCGUUGAUCCAACGAAUCCAUUGGAUGAAGAUUCUGUUGAAGCUGCUCAAAAUCUCACUCAAGAAGAUGUGUUUGGUGAAGAAUUGAGCGAUUUAAGUGAAGAUGAAGAUGGUGUUCGAAGAAAUAAAGUAAAUGAUUCAGAUUUAAAUGGCAGUCAAGAUGUGAAUGAUGAUGAUCUGCUUGAAGAACAAGAAGAGGAAGAACAAAUUGAAGUCGAUACACCUCAUGUCACUUGUGAUCUCGGUCGUGAUACUCAUCUUGUUAAGUUACCGACAUUUAUGAAAAUUGAGCCCAAACCUUAUGAUCCUCAACAUCUCAACAUAGACAUUCAUGACGAUGAUGAUGAAGAUAGCAAAGCUAGAUUAAAACUACAAGUAGAAAAUACAAUUCGCUGGCGCUAUGGUACAAAUGAAAUUGGAGAAACCGUUCGCGAAAGUAACACGCGACUGGUCCGUUGGUCAGAUGGCAGUUUAACUCUGCAUGUCGGAAAAGAAGUUUUCGAUGUAUCAAAAGCGAAUAUUCAAAGCGAGCACAAUCAUCUAUUCGUUCGACAUCAAAAGAGUAUGCAAGCACAAGCUGUUUUUCGUACAAAACUCUCCUUUCGACAACAUUCGAAUGAUUCAUUAGCGCAUUUGAAACUCAAGUUUGCUAGUAAAGCAAAUCCCGCACCUAAAGUCCGCGUUCUUUCGAAUAUUAAAGCUCCGCUUUUGAAUAGUGUGGAUAUGAUGAAGAAAGAAGAACAACGUGCAAGAGCAGAGGAACGACGACGAAAUCAACAGAUGCGACAACGCGAACGUGCUGCAUAUCGAGAUCGAAAUAUGUCGGCGAGCUACUUGGAAGAUCGAGAUGAAGACGACGAAGAACUAGAACAAGAAUCGAUCAGCGCGAUAAAGAAAAACGUGAAAAAGAAGAAAUCUCAAGGUGGAUACCGAGAUGAAGGCACAAGUGAAGAGGAAGAGGAGGACGAAGAUGCCAGUGAAAAAUUCAAUAGUCAGCGUUCGUCGACAACGACCAAACAUCGAAAGAUCACUUCUUCAGAUGAAGAAGAAUCAGAUCGAGAACAACAAACAAAACGAAAACGAGUUCAAUCUGAUGCUGAAGAAGAGGAAGAGGAGGAACAGGAAGAACAAGAACAAGAACAAGAAGAGGAAGAAGAAGAAGAAGAGUCAGAUUGA